AUGGCGCUCGCUUCCGUGAAUGUGAGCCUCGCCAUCCUCACCUGGCAGUCGGACGCAAAAGCGUCCGCCAAUAAUUGCGCUUUCGACUGGGUCGUCGCUGGCGCGUGCUGGCUCACUCUCCCGUUCGCGCAGGCGAUCGUUGCAGUCGCCCUCACGGCUGUCACGGACUUCAACUCGCGGGAAUCUGCUGCGUUGCCCGUACUUGGGUCCUUGAAGGGAUGCGACAAGCAGCUUCAAUUCCGGCUGCUCGACAGCGGCGGCACAGCUGCCAAGGCGGACCUAUCGCUGGGAGACCUAUCUGGCACAGACGUCGUCAUCGGUCCUGUUCUCGACACAGUCUCUACCACCACGGCGACUUCCACCGGUGCUCGUGGCAUCCCGCAGAUCUCAUACGGGUCAACUUCAGCCGACCUGUCCGAUACCGUCCUCUAUCCUCGCUUCAUGAGGACCAUCCCCUCGGACGUUGCGGCCGCGUCGGGCCUCUGCUCCUUUUGGAAGCGUGAGCUCGGGCUCUCGACCGUGGCCGUGAUACAUGAGCAGACCACGUACGGGCGCGCCUACGAGUCAGCAGCAAAGGCAGCGUGCCAGGAGGGCGGCUUGACAGUUGUCAGCGAAGAGUUUUCCGAAGAUGCAUCGAUCCGCGAUGACUCGAUCCGUUCUGCUGUAGACAGCCUGAGCAGCAGCGGGGCCAAGGCAGUGCUUGUCCUUGCUUUGAACCAAUACAGCAUUCGCCUUAUGGUAGAGCGUGCGGUGAACACUGGUCUGCUCAGAACUGGCACCUCUUGGGUGUUCACUGACAAAGUCGGAGCCGCCACGCUCGAAAUCGACGGCGGCGCGCCACUGAGCGAGGCGGCGCGGAUAGCGCUGAACGGCAGCCUGCAGAUCAAGGCGGUCGGCGCGACCGACGGCAACCCGCAGUGGACCAAGUUCGCAAACGAGCGCUGGGCGACGCUUCAGCCUAGAGACUUCAACCCGUUCCUGCCUGCCGACUGGCAGAUCCGCGACGACUUCUUCAGCACCGUCAAUCCAAAGACGAGUGCACUGCUGCGCGAUGGCAGUGUGUUUGCUUACGAUGCCAUCAUAGCGGCAGGGCUGCUGUCCUGCAAGGUGGCCCCGACGGGCCCGCUGCCGGCGUCGUUUGGCACGCUGUUCUGGGAGUCCAAGCAGAACCUGUCGUUUGACGGCCUUUCCGGGCGCGUGGAGUUCGACGAGAAGGGCGACAGGAGUAACGCGAACGUGCAGCUGUUCAACCUGCUCGACCAAGAUGGCUUUUCCGAGAAGUACGUAGCACAAUUUAGCAACGGCACGUGGACUUGGGACGGCGGAUCACGCGAGAGCAGCGGCGUGAUCUACAACUUUGGGGAGGUCGAACCACCGUUUGACGCGUCGCCCCCGCCGCCGCACCCACCGCCACUGCCGCCGUCGACCCCGCCCCCGCCAUUUGCGCCAUCCUUUCUUGCGGUCGGCGGGGAGGGUCUUCUUUCCCGGAGUGUCGUGUCGGCCAUUUGCGCCGUUGGGGCCUGCGCCCUUCUCCUGCUGUGCUUGUACUUCGCACUUCGCCGCAAACGCCCAGUUGUCGUGGCGCCCAAGGAUGAACUCCAUCGCAUGGAGUCGGAGAUAACGGAGGUGUUCAAUCGCAUGUCGGGGCGCUUCAAUGCCGAGGAGGUGACGUUGACCAACAUCCUCGACUCCUACGACCGCUUCGCCUCGGCGCCGCGCGAGCUCGUCUUCGGCCGGCCAGCGCAAGCUGCGCUAGGCGUCGAGGCGUAUAUGUGCGUGCCAGAGAUCAUCGUUCACCAGGGCCGGAUCGACGGGACCGCGGCCAUCGUGAGCGAGGUGAGCCUAGCUGGGACGGAUGUCGACAAGGAGUGUCUCGCCUACGUCCUGUACGCCGAGGCCGGCUCGAGCGACCUCACCUUUCAGGGCGGCCUCAAGCGCGACUGCGACGAGAACGGCGCCGUGCUGGAGUCGCGCACUGUGUGCGACGGCGCGGCGAGACGCGGCAUGCUCCUUCGCGACUUUGUGGCGCACGAGCACUCGCGGCUCGCCAACCUCGAGCAGGCGCACGUCGUCGCCCUGCGGCUGUACACCACCGCCGCCUUCGAGUCGAUCAACAACCCCCUCCGAGACUGGGCGCGGUACGAGCGAGGGGAGCCCCACCCGCUGCCCGCGACGGUCGCGCUGUUAAGGGACGCCCUGACGAAGCUCCGCUCGGUGGAGGCCGAGGUCAGCCGCGAGAGCGCCAGCUCGCAGCUCCUCCUCUACCGCGGGAUGAAGGACGUGGCCGCGCCUGACAGCUUCAUGGCCGACGGCGGCACGGAGCUCGCCCCCAUGUCGACGACGUCUGACCUGAGCGUUGCGCUGCGCUACUCGGCGAGCCGCACGAUGACCUCUGACCACGUGCUGCUGCGGCUGAUCACCGACUCCUUCUACGACCGAGGCCCGAACGUAUCCUUCUUGUCCGCGUUUCCAAACGAGGCGGAGUACCUGUUCCCGCCGCUGACCUAUCUGCAGCCAACCGGCCGCACCGAGACGGUGGCCGCGUGCGGCAUGUCCUAUCAGGUGGUGGACGUGAAGCCCCGGGUUUAG
Molecule: messenger RNA, 2589 nt
Organism: Emiliania huxleyi CCMP1516
Lineage: Eukaryota; Haptophyta; Isochrysidales; Noelaerhabdaceae
Exons: 2
Coding region: 1-2589 (862 amino acids)
Biological process (GO): G protein-coupled receptor signaling pathway
Cellular component (GO): membrane
Molecular function (GO): adenylate cyclase inhibiting G protein-coupled glutamate receptor activity
Source: RefSeq, a predicted model, not a curated record